Messenger RNA from Naegleria gruberi, 921 nucleotides. RefSeq lists its product as uncharacterized. Gene Ontology annotation, biological process: nucleotide transport; transmembrane transport. The record is from RefSeq and is a predicted model, not a curated record. Lineage: Eukaryota; Heterolobosea; Eutetramitea; Acrasida; Naegleriidae. The transcript has a single exon. The coding region runs from base 1 to 921 and encodes 306 amino acids.
AUGAACAAAAGUCUUGCUCUUGUUGACCCUGAUGAAAUUACCCUUGAUGGAGGCUUGGAACGCGAUCAUUCAAUGGAAAGUUUACAAUCCAUUCCAUUCUUGACUUCCAAUUAUACAAAGCUUGCUCUUAAUGGUUCUGCUUUCUCCUAUUACGCCAUGUUGUUUUUAAUUUCGGAGAAGAGAAUGGUUAUGGAUUAUGUUCAUGAAGAAUAUUCAAAUAAUGGUACUGGAAAGCCUUUUUAUAAUGGAGGAAUUUUUGAUUUAUUAUCUAAAGUUUAUUCCGAAGAAGGAAUUCUUGGAUUAUUGGGAAAGAAGGAAUGGUUACCUUCAGUAUUUCAAAUUGGAGCAAGUUUUAUCUAUGGAUUAACUGUUAGAGAACACAUUUUCCAGCCCUUGACUUCUAGCAAUAGUUUGGCUAUUAGGCUUGGUUCAUCAAUUGUUGAUAAUAUGCUGUCAAGUGCUGUGACUCAUCCUAUAAUAGUUGCCUCUCUCGCCAGACAUAAGAGAUUUGAUGAUAUGAAGAAACAAAGAGGAUUUGUUGAAACUGCUGUUCAAAUUUACUCUGAAAAUGGAGUUAAAGGUCUCUAUCGUGGCUAUGGUUGGGCAAUGUUGCAACAAGCUGGUACACAAGUUUACAAAUUUGGUUUAUCUGUUGCUAUUCGUUCCGUAAUUGAAUCAGUUAUUGGAAAUGAUUAUUAUUUCUUGGAUGAUGAAACAGUUGAUUCUUUAGAAACAAUUGAGGAACUUUCGACGAGUGUCAUUUUCGAUGCCACAACUUCACCAUUCACUCUCUCAUUAAGCAGGUACAUUGGUGAUCAAGGAAGAACCUAUUCCAGCUACCCAGAUUGUGUAAAGAAAAUGUAUCAACAAGAGGGAUUGAAAGGUUUCUAUAAGGGUUCUUGGUUAGGUUGCUUUUUAUAA